Messenger RNA from Cucurbita maxima (winter squash), 507 nucleotides. RefSeq lists its product as uncharacterized. Bases 1 to 507 code for a protein of 168 amino acids. NCBI's taxonomy places the organism in Eukaryota, Viridiplantae, Streptophyta, Magnoliopsida, Cucurbitales, Cucurbitaceae. The transcript has 3 exons. The record is from RefSeq and is a predicted model, not a curated record.
AUGGGUUUGGGCAUCAAUUGUUCAUCUUCAGUAGUUCUCCUACCUCGAGCUCCCGAUUCAAAUUCCUUUGAUUCUUCAAAAGUUGCUCGAUUGUCUGCGAAGGACGAUAGAGGAACGUGGAGAAUCAGAAGUCGAUGCGCUUUAGGUUUAGCGAGUUUGAUUCUCGCAAUUGAGUUCGGCGACAUCUCCGUCGCCGUUGAAACUCAGGCUCUCGAAUCGCCGCCGCAAGUUGUAGAUUCGAGGCGUGUAAAGAUCUCGAGAUGGAGCGACAAAAGAAAAUGCGCUCAAUGGCGAGCCAAUUCGCUCGAGAUCAUUGUGCCUGAGAACCUUCCGAGGCCAUCGCAGCGCCGGAAGUGGGAGACAAUAGCAUUUACGGAUGUGGAGAACGCACCGGCAGUUCAAUUUUGGCUACAUGAUGUGAUGAUCAUCACCUGCAGCCAGAAUGGUGGUUGCUCCAGAAUGGCCCGGGCGGGAUGGGGAUGGAAAGAUAAGCCAUCGUCGCCUUAG